Scutellospora calospora is the source of this 2689-nucleotide messenger RNA. The record is from the annotation of a GenBank genome assembly. NCBI's taxonomy places the organism in Eukaryota, Fungi, Glomeromycota, Glomeromycetes, Diversisporales, Gigasporaceae.
AGAACAAGGAUAUCGUGCCCGUUCUGCUUUUAAGCUUAUUCAAUUAAACAAAAAAUACAGUUUUUUAGAAAAGUCUCGAUGCCUAAUAGACUUAUGUGCCGCACCCGGAGGAUGGUUACAAGUAGCUAAAAAAUAUAUGCCCGUAUCAAGUUUAAUCAUUGGUGUUGAUAUCGUGCCAAUUAAGCCAAUUUCAAAUAUUAUAACUUUCCAAGAAGACAUUACUACUGAUAAAUGCCGAUCAGUCAUUAGAAAUGAGCUAAAAACUUGGAAAGCUGAUGUAGUGCUUCAUGAUGGUGCUCCAAAUGUGGGUGUUGCUUGGCUACAAGAUGCAUUCGCACAAUCUGAAUUGACGUUAAAAGCAUUGAAAUUAGCUGUAGAAUUCUUAAACAAAGGAGGCACAUUUGUGACUAAACUUUUCAGAUCUAAAGAUUAUAAUAAUUUGAUGUGGGUUUUUAAUCAAUUAUUUAAAAAAGUAGAAGCUACAAAACCUGCUUCAUCAAGAAAUGUGUCAGCCGAGAUUUAUGUUGUUUGUCGAGAUUUUCUUGCACCAAAGAAAAUAGACCCCAAAUUUCUUAAUCCUCGAGCAGUUUUUCAGGAUAUAGAUAUUGGACCUGCAAAUAAAUCCGUUGACGUUUUACAUCCAGGAAAAAGGAAACGAUUCAGAGAAGGUUAUGAAGAUGGAAAUUAUACAUUAUAUAAAGAAAUUUCUGUUUUAGACUUUAUUAAUUCGGAUGAUCCAGUUAAAACUCUUGGUGAUGUUAAUAAAUUAAAAUUUGACACAGAGAAAGCAAGAGAGCUAUUGAACCAUGAAUUUACAACUGAAGAAAUAAAAUUAUGUUGCGAUGACUUAAAAGUUUUGGGCAAAAGAGAAUUUAAAAAUCUUUUGAAAUGGCGCAAUCAUGUCAAAGAAGCACAGGAUUCAACAAACAACGAAAAUUCGACUAAAAAUGAUGAAAUAGUUGAGGAAAAUGAUGAAAAAGUUGAUGAAGAUCAAGUAAUUCAAGACGAGCUUGAUAAGCUUACUAAUGAAAAACAAACCCGAUCAAAACGACUUCGCAGAAAGGCCAAUGAAAAGCGACAGAAAAGUGUUGUUCGAAUGCAGCUAAAGAUGAUUUCUCCCCUUGAUAUCGCAUUAGAUAGUUCAGGACCUAAUGGUGGUGACCCGUUGUUUGAUUUAAAACAAGUUGAUAAAACUGGGAUUUUAAAAAAAAUACGCAAAGGAGAUAUGAAUAUUGUCCUUGAUCAAGAUGCUGAUGAUGGUGACAUUGUGAUUGAUGAUCAAAAAUUUCCAGAAGACCGAAAUAAAGAUUCGAAAAACCAUGACGAGGAUGCUCGGCUGGAAGAAGAAUUAGAUGAGCUCUAUGAGCAAUAUGUGGAACGCAAGACAGAACGUGACGCUAAAUAUAAAGUGAAAAAAGUACGAGAAGAAUAUGAAGGUUGGAAUGAUAUUCAAAAUUCCGAAAGUGGCGAUAAUGAUUCUGCUACUGUAGAACUUGAGAAUUCACAAUACGACGGUUAUUCAUCAUCAUCAAGUGAUAAUGUUAUUAUGGAAUCCGAGAAUUCACAAAACGAUAAUUAUUCAUCAUUAUCAUCAAACGAAAGUGAUUCUGAAUCAGAAAACAUUUCAACUAAUGAACUGAAAAGAGAGCCAAUCAAGAAAAAGAAAAAACUAUUGACAAGUUUAAGCAAUGAUGAUAGUAAAAUUAAAACGCCUAGCGGUUUAAGCAAAAGAGCUGUACUAUUCUUUGAUAAUCCAUUAUUUAAAGAUGCACUAGAAGACUGUGAUAACGAAAUUAAUCAAAAUAUCGAUCAAUCCAAUGAAAAAGACUACAUAGACAAUAAGGAACCUAGUGAGCAAUCAAAUAAAAAUGAUGAAUAUCCUGAUUCAAAUUCGAAAGAUGGAAUGAAUAUAGACGUUUCUAAUGUAAAAGAUGAUCUAAUUAAGUCUAAUAGCUAUUCUUUAAAGCGUAAGGCUGAUGAUGUUAGUAAUUCUGGUGUAUCAGAUGACGACACAGAUGAUGAUAUAGAAAUAGUUCCUAGAAACAAAGAUAGCGAUGAAGAAAUGUGGGGUGUCGAUGAAGUUGACGAAGAUGAGAAAAAAAUGAGGAGAGCAAAAGAAAUUGGUUUAAUCACCGCAGAAGCAGUGACUUUAGCGCAACAACUGGUAAAUCGAAAGAAAACAAAAUAUGAUCUUAUAGAUGAAGGUUUCCGCCGAAAUACAUAUAACGAUAGGGAUGGACUACCUGUAUGGUUUUUAGAUGACGAAAAACAACAUAACAAAUUGAACUUACCAGUAACUAAAGAAGCUGUACAAGUAAUCAGAGAGCGGAUGAAAGCAUUAAAUGCCCGGCCAAUCAAAAAGAUCGCCGAAGCUAAAGCUCGGAAAAAGAUAAGGGCUAUGAGAAAACUUACUAAGCUCCAAAAGAAAACUGAUACAAUAAUUGAAACUUCUGAUAUGACUGAAAAAGAAAAAGCUAAUACUAUUUCAAAAAUGCUAAGUAAGACACAGAAUAAGGUCAAAAGAGAAGUGAAAGUGAUUGUUGCUAAAGGCCCUAUUAAAGGUAAAAAAGGUCGCCCAAAAGGUGUUAAAGGAAGAUAUAAGAUGGUAGAUGCACGAAUGAAAAAGGAAGCUCGGGCAAUGAAAAGAACUAAUCAGAAAGUUAAUUCAAAAAAAAGACAGAAAAGAUGA